This is a messenger RNA of Copidosoma floridanum, 834 nucleotides long. RefSeq names its product glutathione S-transferase. Gene Ontology annotation, biological process: glutathione metabolic process. The record is from RefSeq and is a predicted model, not a curated record. Gene Ontology annotation, molecular function: glutathione transferase activity. Lineage: Eukaryota; Metazoa; Arthropoda; Insecta; Hymenoptera; Encyrtidae.
CAAGUGCCACAUUGCGUUGCUACUUAGUGUCUUAGGUACUCUUGACUAAGCAAAAAAGCAACAUAAAAGCAAGAAAUCGUUCAAUCAAACAUGCCAACUUAUAAAGUAAUAUACUUUCCCGUAAAAGCUCUUGCAGAGCCCAUUAGAUUCCUAUUCAGUUACGCUGGAGUUGAGUUUAUCGAUGACCGUUUUGAUCGCGAAAAAUGGCCAACCAUAAAACCUACGAUGCCGUUCGGCCAAGUCCCCGUUCUGGAAGUCGACGGCAAAAAAAUCAAUCAAUCGACCGCUAUAUGCAGAUAUUUAGCAAAGCAAUACGGCCUCGCCGGAAAGAACGACUGGGAAGCACUUGAAAUUGAUGCCGCUGUUGACACUAUUCACGACGUACGAGCUAAACUAGGAGCAUAUCAUUACGAAAGCAAUGCCGAAGCUAAAGCCCAAAAACUGAAGGUCAUCGAGGAAGUUGUUCCAUUUUAUAUUGGUCGCUUGAACGAGCAAGUGAAAUCAAACGGUGGAUACCUCGUGGGUAACGCGUUAUCCUGGGCAGACAUAGUUUUCGUGGCUUUGCUGGAUUACUUGAAUUUCAUGGCAAAGUACGACAUAAUUGAGAAUGCCGAGCAUUUAAAAGCUUUGAAAGACAAAGUUCUUUCGGAGCCUGGCAUCAAGGCUUGGGUAGAAAAACGCCCUCAGUCGGAGUGUUAAUUUUUUUUUUUUUUUUUUUUUCACCUAUACCUACUUAUUCCCGAAUUUCUACUGCAUUUGUAUACGAGCACAUUCGAACCAUGUAAAAUGUGCCACAUAAUUCUAACGUUUGUUAAUAAAUACCAAAAAUCUUCA